ACCCUCACCUCCCUAACCACGCACCUCCACAACAUCGAAUCCCUCCGCUCCAUAAAAGACACGACCCGCCUCUUCACCCACCUCCUCCACCAAGGCCACCACUCCCUCCUCCCCACCCUCUUCUCCACAAACGCCACCCUCCACUGGGGCCCCGCCAACGCCCCUCCCACCACCAACGACUCCAGCACCACAAUCCUACACGGCGCAGACGCAAUCGCGCAAUGGCUCUCCGCAGACGCGGGAGCCAUGUCCGGCUCCCCCUCCCAGCCAGGAAGCCUCGACGCCAUCGUGAUUGAGAAUCCCGUGAUUUCGCUCUCUGCGACGGGGACGGCGGGCAAGGGGCGAUGGAAUAGUUUGCGCUUCCAGGGCGAUGGGGGAGGGGGUGUGCGGUUCCGCGGCGGGAUUUUUGAAAACGAGUACGUUUUGACUGAGCGAGGGUGGAGGAUUUCGUUGCUGAGGUAUUAUGGGUUGUAUGAAGGGGGUGGACGGGAAAGGGAGGCGUAUAAGGAGGGGUGGAGGAAUGUUAACGGGAGGGGGGUGCCGGUUGUGCCGUAUCAUUUUACCCCUGAGGGGAGUGGGGUGCUGAUUCCUGAGGCUGCUGGGGAGGAUAAGGGAGUAUCGUUGGGGGAGGAGGAGUUGGAGCGACGGAUUCGGAGAUUGAAUGAUGAGGAUGAAGUGAGGAAUUUGAUGCAUGCGCAUGGGUAUUAUGUUGAUCGUAGGAUGUGGACGGAUGUCGUUGAUCUGCAUACACCUGACUCUAUCGUUAUUCUGCGAGGGGAGGGCGGAGGGAUUUAUACGGGGUUGGCAGGCGUACGUCAAGCGCUGGAAAGAAUGGGACCGGAAGGCCUCACACAGGGGAUCAAUAACGACCAUCCCAUCUUCGAUAUCAUUGUCGAGGUCAAUGAAAAUGGGAAAGAAGCGAUUGCACGGGGUUUGGAGAUUGCCAUGAUUGGGGAUGCUGGCAAAAAAACGGCGAGAUGGGAGUUCAACCUUUUCCGGAACCAGUUUGUAAAGGAAGGCGGUGUCUGGAAAAUCAAGGUUGUGGAUAUUACGCCCUUAAUGGUGGCUGACUACUACGAAGGAUGGGGAUACGGAGGACUGAAGAAGCCAGUUGGGUACAUCCCGCCGUUACUGAACAUCUCCAAGCCAACAUACACGCCUAGCCGAAUGAGGAAAGUGACAGCAACGAAGAGAACCGCAGACCUCUCCGACCUCGCCCGCCGCCUCUCCCGCUCGCUCGCCUACGAUGGCGCCGAAAACCAAUCGCACGCCUACGGCUACCUCCUCGACGACAUCAACUGCGCCGCCAUGGGCGCGCUAUUCGCUCGCCGCGGCCACAAAGCCUCUCCCUUUGCAGGCUUCUUCAUCACACCGGAGCGCGUGGCGCAGGCCUGCUUCACCUCGUACGGCACCAACCGCUCCGCCCUUCGUAACAGCAUAUCCUUCCACUGGCGGCCCCAGCCCGUCGUCCUCGUCUCUCACGAUGGCCGUAGCGCAACACUUCGAGCACGGCUCCUCCAGCCCUCGACCUCGACGACGAAACCCGGGAGCUUCAACGGCGCCAUCUACCAUGACCAGAUGGUUCUUGAGGACGGAAAAUGGCGCCUCUGGAGCGUCACGAUCGACGAAUUCUACUGGCAAUCGUCUUCUUGGGAGGGUGGAUGGUCCGCUGCUACCCCGAGGAAUUCAUCAGCGCCGAAUCCAGGGGGUGCGACGUGGACGACGAGGUAUCCGCCGGACCUGACGAUCGCGGAGGUGGGGGAGAGGGAGGCGACUUUUAGAGGAGGGAGUGGGAAAUAUAUUGAGUGGCCGGAUAUCCAGAGGAUGUGGUGGCAGUAUAGGAAUCCAGUGAGUGGGAGGGUGCCGGAGAGCUAUUGGCCUGGGUGUGUGCCGUGUAGGGUGAAGGAAGAUUGGGCGUUGGAGAGGAAUGGGUAUCAGGAGCCGGUGGAUUGGCCGUGGUUG
This is a messenger RNA of Westerdykella ornata, 1962 nucleotides long. RefSeq lists its product as uncharacterized. The annotation marks the transcript as partial. The record is from RefSeq and is a predicted model, not a curated record. Lineage: Eukaryota; Fungi; Ascomycota; Dothideomycetes; Pleosporales; Sporormiaceae. The transcript is spliced from 2 exons.